CUCGCGCUCUUUUACCGGGCAAGUUCUUUAUUUGGUAACUGGGUGAUAAUGGACAGCUGUUAAUGCGACAUGGCCGGUCACAGGAUUUACGAAGCUGACCGAUGCAUGGGGCAGCAGCGUGAAGUAAUGUGUACCAAGUCUCGAGUCAAACACCACAUAAGAGGAAUUAGAGCGCUUUUAUUUCACUUUCUUUACACAAACUCCGGAGAAGUUUAGGAGACGAAUUUACCCGUGGAACUUUGUGGAUUUUUAAAGGUUAGGUGUUAAGUUUUUUUGGGCUUCAGUUAUGGCUCUGUCCCAGUUACAGUGCCUGGACGACAACCACGUGAACCCGCGGACGCAUGAGUCCAAACCGGAGUUCUUCUACUGCGAAGACCAGCGGCUCGCGCUGGAGGCUCUCCUCCGGGGUGGUCGCGAGGCUUUCGCCAAGUACCUGGAGGCUCGCGGCCUGCGGGGCUUUCUCUCAGACCCGGAGCAGGACAUUUUGGCCGAUGCAGUGGAGCCCUAUGACCCGGGCUUGGAGCUCUUCCCGGAGGGUGCCGAAGAGAACGACCCACCGCUUUCACUACAGUACUGGCCAGACUUGUCUGACACCUCCAUCCCACAGCUGGACCUGGGGUGGCCGGACAGCGAUGCUUACCGGGGGGUGACACGCGCUACCGUGUACGCGCAGCCACCCAUAGAUGGUCAGGCUCAUAUUAAAGAGGUUGUCAGAAAAAUGAUUGCGCAGGCGCAAAAGGUGAUUGCAGUGGUGAUGGAUGUCUUCACUGAUGUUGACAUCUUUAGAGAUCUUUUAGAUGCUGGUUUCAAGAGGAGGGUUUCUGUCUACAUUCUGUUGGAAGGCACAAUGCUACCUCACUUCCUGGCUAUGUGUCAGAGGGCCAACAUGCACGCCGGACACCUCAAGAACCUUCGUGUACGCUGCACAGAUGGAACAGAGUUCUACACUCGAUCCUGCACUAAAGUCAAAGGGCGAAUGGGACACAGAUUCAUGUUCAUCGACGGAGACAAAGCUGUGUCUGGCUCAUACAGUUACACCUGGAUGUCAUCGCGGUUGGACAGAAAUCUUAUCACUGUGGUUACAGGCCAGGCGGUGGAAACCUUUGACCGACUGUUUUGCUUCCUUUACACAAGCUCCAGCUCUGUUGAUCUCCGGCAGGUUGCCACAGAGUCUGAACCUGAACCAGAGCCUGUCCCUCAGCCAGCCACUGUUGCCCCUCCUUCCGCUGAGAUUGCUCGAAAACUGUACAGUCCCAUGUAUGCCCUUAUUUCUGCAGGCACCUCCAGCUCAACCCCUGCCCCCUCUGCUAGUGACAACAACCCUAAGGAGUCCCAAGAAACCAAGAAGAAGGGACAGAAGAGGGCUCAUAAAGAAGCCAUACAGGAAGCUCCUCCCCUCCAUCCUGGACUUAUCAAUCUUGAGAAGGCAUGUUUGAUCUCAUAUGUGCCAACCUGGCCAGAGCCAGACCCCCCCAGUGAUGUAAUUGGGUUCAUUAACGUUCGGGAUACCAGCAAACCAAUUCAAGUUGGCCUGCAGCGCUCGGAGAUGUUUGAAAAAAGUCAAGCAAUCAGGUUUAGCAGUCCACUCAGUUUGCCCAAGGAAACCCUGCCAGGGGUGGCAAAGCCAAGGCAGUCCACAGGUAGACACGAGGAGAUGAAUAAAUCCCAGCCAACACAUGAAACAAACAAAGUUGAAGAGCCUGUACUAAACAGACCACAGCCAACACGACUCAAUGUAGGACUCAAAAUAGACAUCGAAACUAAACCAGAGGAAUCUAAACAAAAAUCUACUACAUCUGGACCUGUCAAAGGUGAGUCUCUCAACACUGAGACACACAAUCUGCAUGCAAACACACCCACCAACCAAGACGCAGAUCACACACCUCAUAUCAACUCACACACACCUCCUCAAUCCACCAACAAGGGGUCCACUCUAAACACUGAGAGGCCUUCACAAACUGUCACCACAAACAGUCCAGAGCCAGACUCCCUACCUGAUUCAAACACCAACAAAGGAGAAGCACAAACUGAGACUUGUUCAAACACACAAAGUGCUGUUGUAGACAGGACUUACACCCGGGAGUCGGACAGUACACAAACCUCUCAACUUAGUAACCCCACUGACUCAAACUCAAAUGCAGAAGAACAAACACAAACAGAUUCACACACACAAGCUGUUCACAGGCCGCUUCAAAGCUCCUCUGAAAUUGCUCCUAACAGGCAAAAUCCUGCAGCCCAUGGCCAUAUUUUGUCUUCCUCAGUUGCUGCUGCACAUUCUCAGUCUGUCAGUUCCACCUCCGUUUCCGAAAAUAACUGCAUCCCCAUUACUACAGUGCACUCAAGCAUGGAUACCAAUCCCUGCACUCCUUUGCCCUCCAUCAGCUCCACUGCCUCUCUUCCUCCUCUUCUUACCUCUUCCUCUACAACUCUAAUUCCUUCUUCUACAUCUUCUCCAAUCUUAUCCGCUCCCAUCCCUAAACCUCGCACUGUCCAGCUGGUUAUUAAAGAUGGCAGCAAUGGCCUGGACCUGCCAAAGAUCAGUAUUGUUAAGAGACCUCAAAGCCUGGUACCCACGGGGCCGCAAGUCGCCCACAGUGAGUCUGCAGUAGACACUAUGGUGCAGACACUGGCAGAAAAAGAGCCAGAGUCUGUCCCUGAAAUGCUGGGAAAUGGUGGUAGCAAAACAGGAGAACAAAAAGAUAAUGAGAAUGCAGGAAAUCUUGGAGAAACUGAACUACAGAAACAGAGUGAAACUUCUCCGGAGACAAAGUAUAACCCGAGAGAUGCCAGAGACAGACUGCGUGGCCACAACUCAGACAGAAACCAAGGCCACAGCAAAACCGCUGACUGGCUGUGA
Molecule: messenger RNA, 2857 nt
Organism: Scomber japonicus (chub mackerel)
Lineage: Eukaryota; Metazoa; Chordata; Actinopteri; Scombriformes; Scombridae
Product: protein FAM83G-like
Exons: 5
Coding region: 287-2857 (856 amino acids)
Source: RefSeq, a predicted model, not a curated record